AUGGCGGACUCGCGCGAGUCGUUCAAGGGCCUGUUCCAGCGCGUACGCACAGCCGUCACACGCCAGAGAAGCUCAGACUUGGGCGGCUUGCGGACUGUGCAUGACCCUGAAGAUGCCGAUAUAGACAUCGUGGCUGUCCAUGGCCUGGGCGGACAAGGCUUCAAAUCAUGGAUCUCGGUGGAGGGCGGCAAGUCCAAGUCGUGGCUGGAGGACCUUCUCGCGCAGGAUAUUCCCAACGCGAGGAUCAUGACGUACGGCUACAUUUCAGACGGGGUCAACUACCGCUACCUAGUGCGCAACGUGCUCUAUGGCAGGGCUUUGGACUUGGUCAAAGAGCUGGGCAAUCAGCGCAUUCGCGACGGCACGAGCAGACGGCCGCUCUUCUUCAUCGCCCACAGCCUGGGAGGGUGGAUCGUCAAACGAGCGCUCAUCAUCUCCAGUGAGGCCAUCGAUGCGGAGCUCAAGGACAUUGAACUGGCGACCUGUGGAGCAGCGUUCUUGGGCACCUUGUCUCCAGGAAGGCCACUGUCACCAACGCCGCUCGCGCAUGUCAUCCGAAGAACGACGUCGGGCUUUGAUGAGCAUCCGACCUCUGCUCGCGGACAUUCCAUUCAGCCCCAGGCAGAGGAUAUCGAGUGGUUAGAGAACCAGAUGGAGGCGUUCAAGGCCAUUACGGCAAACCUCCCACAGCUGUCUUUCCACGAGACUAGGCAAUCACAGGACGGAUUCGUGGUCGAGCCGCGGCAUUCCAUGUCUGGCUCAGAUGGCGUGCAGAUCGGACUAUCCGCCACUCACUCGGGUUUAGUGCAAUUCGAGGGUCGAGAUGCCAACUACAGGACGUUUGUUCUUAACUUCCGCAACAUGAUUCACAAAGCCACUGCUUCUGGAUUGUUGGAGAAGAAGCGAGAGGCGUUUGAUUCCCUUACAGAUCAACACUUGGAAUACCUAACCGAAGGUUUCAACAUUCCAUACAAGCUGCCCUGUGAGCCAAGCGUCAUCAUUCACAGAAAGGGCCUGCUAGAACAGCUUGAAGCCAGCUUCAGGCCCUCUCUUGAUCGGCAAGCUUUGCAUAUCAGUAUCACCACUCUAUGGGGAGAUGCCGGCGUCGGCAAGACUACUGUUGCGCGAGAUUACGCCGAGCUGAAAAAGAACGAGCUUUCGUGCGUUUUCUGGAUCUGGGCCGAGAGCAGGGAGACGGCCGUGACAAGCUAUCUCGAGUUUGCCAACCGUUUGGUCGAGUACUACUCUAGGAACGCACCUCGGUUUCGGGUCGAAAACGAACUUGGACUCACAGGGGUCGAGGAGAUGCUCAAAGUAAAGAGCAUUCAGCAGCUGGAUAUGUUACAAGUCAAGGCUGUGGUGCGAGCCGUCCAGGACUGGCUAAUGAGGCCUGAAAAUGACAAGUGGCUUCUCAUCCUCGACAACGUUGAGCCGUCUUUCGAUAUAUCCGACUUUAUUCCACUCACCCUCACUGGAAAGAUUAUCCUGACUUCCCGGGAUAGCAGCAACUGUAUAUGGGGGACGAGGCUGCACGUUGGACCCAUGGUAGACGAAGAAGCUGUACAGCUACUUCGCUCGAUAAUAGGAGACGAGUCAUUACAAAGCAAUCAUGAAGACGAAGCAGCGCAUAAGCUAGUGCGGCAGCUCCAGUGCCAUCCUCAGAGCAUAGCGCUCGCCGCCUCUACCAUCAGCAAGAAGGGGCUCGAUGUCUCUGACUACCAGAGAGAGAUUGCGUCCAAUAUGCCGCUUAGGAUACUAGGCUCUAUGCUUGAUCAGUCUUCCGUCACAAGAACAGUGCUUCGCGUCAGCGCUAUGCUUUCGUACACAGUCAUUCCCGUCGCCUUGUUCGGUUCACCCAGAGGCCACAAAAAGACGCCCGCGCGAUUUGCAGAUACUUUGCAGGAGAUAAGAGCCUUUCAAGAUGCGAAUCGACUUGAUGAUGUUCUGCAAUACCUGUUUGAUCAAAACUUUAUACAAACGCCCUCCCCUGAUUCGGCACCACCGUCCACAACUUCAUCACCUAGCUCACCAUCGGCAUCGCAAGCUACGAACUCGUCGACAUCGUCGUUCGAAGCCUUUGUACUCGACCCUGCCGCUCGUGACUACGUACGCGCAUCGCUCAAAGAUGGAGAACAAAGGGAAAACGCAUGGCUAGCCUGCAAUAUUUGCGUCGACGGCAUCCGGGAAAGGGAGACGACUUCAUCGAGUCUACCAGAAAUCCAUGAUUUUGGGAGGAUCAUGGCCCCUCACGCAAAGGCUUGCUAUGACGAUUGGUCGGGCAUCCUUGAGCACGACGAUGACGACGUCGCGUGGCAUGUCUUGGGAAAUGUGUGCAUGACGCAGGGGGAACCCGAAAAGAGCGCCGAAGUGUUGAUGAACAUUGACUUGGCGUCCAUCGACCAAGCCCUCGGCCUGCAGGUUGCUCUGGCGAAGAUAUCCGCGGCGACUGCUCGAGGAGAUUACGACUACGCGGAAAACCAGUACGAGAUCAUCGAGCAUCAGCAAGAGGAAGAGUUUGGGCCAACAGAUGCAGCGACUGUAAGUACGGUCCGAAAGCUUGCAUCGACGCUGGAACAGCUGGGGAAGAUGGAGGAGGCGCAGGCGCUCUAUCGCCGAGUAUACAUCUCCUACCAAAGCAUGUUUGGCCAGAGCCAUCCGAUCACCGUCGAAGCCCUCGAUGAGCUUGCGCACGUAUCCAAGGCUAGCAAUGCCAUGGACGAAGCCGAAGCGCUCUACACAAAGUCACUCGAGAUUAAGACCAGAACUCUUGGUGCAGAGCAUCCAAACACAGCUGUCGCUCUGCGUCAGCUGGCUGUCAUGGACGACAUGCGCUGUCGUUACGACGACGCCAAGACCAAGUACCGAAAAGCUUUGGACAUCAUGGCUGCCUCACUUGGCAAAGCUCAUCCGCUUCAUACGACUACGAUGGAGGACCUGGCAUUAAGCUGCCGCUUGCAUGCCCACUUGUUGGGCGAAGAGGACGAGGCGGCAUCCAUGCACUCGUCUGAGUCGAGUUCAGUCCCGCGCGCUUUUCGUUCUCGGAACCGGCGCCGUUCAACAAUCAAUUCGAUGAAUACUAUCACUCGAGACCGCUACGCGAAAUGCAAAGAGGAGGCGGUUCUCCGUGACGCUUCCCGUCGCCGGGCAUUUGGCGAAGCCGAACAGCUCUAUCUCGACGUUAUCGCGAUCAAGAAGUCGGCGACCGAAGUGUACCGCGAGGGAGAGGUUGUCGAGACGGGGUCCAAGUUGAGAGAGAUGUACGAGAACGAGCCCUUUUUCGAAAAGUGCCGCGAUGAAAAGGUGUUGAACUUGACGGGGCUUUUGAGGGAGAUGAAGAGGAGAGGGACUCUCUAA
This is a messenger RNA of Trichoderma citrinoviride, 3354 nucleotides long. RefSeq lists its product as hypothetical. The coding region runs from base 1 to 3354 and encodes 1117 amino acids. The transcript is spliced from 6 exons. The record is from RefSeq and is a predicted model, not a curated record. Gene Ontology annotation, molecular function: ADP binding; protein binding. Lineage: Eukaryota; Fungi; Ascomycota; Sordariomycetes; Hypocreales; Hypocreaceae.